ACGUCUCUACCUUAGCAUAAAUGGGGUUUAACAAUUUCUUCCAAAACUGCCCCUCUAUUCCUCUCACUCGAGAGCACUCUGUCUUCUACAGUGCAGCCCCUCUCUACUUCCUGUCUCUCAAACUUCGUCUUCUCAUGCCAUCACAAAGGUUCUGAAAACCCGUUCCUCUCAUUCUCUCUUUGGUCUGCCUUCUCGGAGCUCCACUCAGUGCAAGAGAGGGCGCUGAGUUUCCGCAAAUUUCUUUGCAAAGUAACCGAGAAAGUGGAGAAGAGCUUGCUGAAAAUAUUCACACAAGUCGAAAGAGAGUGAAAAACAGCAGGCUAACUGAGCAAAAUGUGGAGGCAAAUGGUAUUUCUGCCAUCAGCUCAGCUGCAAACCCUUGCCUCAUCGUCAGCCUCAUGGAGAUCCUCAUGCCUCAAACUCAGCUUUCAACCCCUCAUCUCUUCACCUUCCUCUUCAAUGAUGCCAUGUCAGAGAUGCGCUGCUCUCUCCUCGUCCCACGCCACCUUCACUUCCUCUUCCAGUGCAUCUGCCUUUGCUACAGGUCACGAGCACGAUGACGUUGAGGCUGAGAAUGAGGUUGACAACUUAACUACAUUGCAACAGAAACUAAAUGGGGCUCGUGCAGAUGGUUCAAGGGAUCCCCAGCAGAGCUCAAAUCAAUAUAAUCAGACUUACAAUGGGGUUUUCUGGAGAAACACAGGCAACAUGAAUAACGCAGUUCAACAAGACGGAAAUUUUAGUGGGCAUUAUCGGCAAGAAAAUGGAGGGCUGCUGCAGACCACUAAACUGGAUGGGAGACAUUUAGGAAAUGGAAGUAUAGAGAAUCCAUAUGCAUCUCGGCAGGAGGGAUCCAAAGAAGUCAGACAGAACCCAAAUGCAUUUGGUUCACAAGGCAAUUUAGGGUCUCAGGGAAACCUGAAUCAGAAUUAUAUCCAACAUUUUGCACAAAAUCAGCAAAAUUUAAAUGGUUACUACACAAGGAAUGACGUGAUGCAUCAUCAGAACUCUACUUAUGGACAGUAUCAGCAGAACCCUAGUUGUGGACAAUAUCAACAAAACCCUAUUUAUGGACAAAAUCAGCCGAAUCCUAGUUAUGGAAAAUAUCAUCAAGCCCCUAGUUGUGGACAAUAUCAGCAAGGCCCUACUAGUUAUGGGCAGCAAAGCCAACAUGUUGGACAAUAUCAAACAAAUCCGGAUCCUUUUCAAAAUACAAUAGUGGAUUCUCAAGUAGCAAGUGAGUCUAAAUCUGAAAGAAAGCUUAUCGAGGCUUCUGAAAGUAGCCCAUAUAGUGGUACUCUUGAAGAGUUGGAUAAGUUUUGCAAGGAGGGCAAAGUGAAGGAGGCUGUGGAGAUCUUGGGGAUGCUAGAGAAGCAGGAGGUUCAGGUGGAUUUGCAUCUAUAUUUUCAGUUAAUGCAGGCAUGCGGGGAGGCUAAAGCUCUAGAAGAAGCAAAAUUUGUUCACGAAAACAUUACAAGAUUACUGUCUCCCUUAAACGUGAGCACAUACAACAGAAUUUUGGAGAUGUAUUCCAAGUGUGGUUCUAUGGACAGCGCAUUUAUGGUUUUCAACAAGAUGCCAAACCGCAAUUUGACAUCUUGGGACAUUAUGAUAACAUGGCUUGCUAAGAAUGACCUUGGGGAAGAUGCCAUUGAUUUAUUUACCGAGUUCAAGAAAGCAGGUCUGAAACCUGAUGGCCAAAUGUUUAUUGGUGUUUUCUAUGCCUGUAGUGUAUUGGGAGAUACUACGGAAGGACUGCUGCAUUUUGAAUCAAUGAGCAAAGAUUAUGGCAUUGUCCCGAGUAUGGAUCAUUAUGCGAGCGUAGUAGAUAUGCUAGGAAGUACAGGCUAUCUGGAAGAAGCUUUGGAGUUCAUUGAAAAGAUGCCAUUGGAACCUAAUGUCGAUGUUUGGAAGACCUUGAUGAAUCUCUGCAGAGUUCAUGGGCAGUUGGAGCUCGGGGAUCGGUGUGCUGAGCUUGUUGAGCAGCUAGAUGCCUCCAGCUUAAAUGAGCAAUCAAAGGCUGGCCUUGUUCCUGUAAAAGAUUCAGACCUUGUAAAGGAGAAAGAGAAGAAAAAAUUAGCAGCGCAAAAUCUUUUAGAAGUCAGGAGCCGAGUCCAUGAAUAUCGAGCAGGAGAUACAUCUCAUCCUGAGAAUGAUAAGAUUUAUGCUCAACUUAGGGGUUUAAGGGAACAAAUGAAGGAGGCUGGUUACAUUCCAGAGACUAGAUUCGUGUUACAUGACAUAGAUCAGGAAAGCAAGGAAGAUGCUCUGCUUGCCCAUAGUGAGAGACUUGCUGUUGCUUAUGCCCUCCUCAGCAGCCCAGCUCGUUCACCUAUUAGGGUAAUCAAGAAUCUUCGUGUUUGUGGUGAUUGUCAUAAUGCAUUGAAGAUCAUCUCAAAAAUUAUAGGCAGAGAACUCAUCAUGCGAGAUGCUAAGAGAUUCCACCAUUUCAAAGACGGCUUGUGCUCUUGUCGAGAUUAUUGGUGAACAACAUGAAAGUUGAUUUAUCUCAAGAUUGAUACCAGAGCCAACCCCUGCCAUAGCUGCCGCCAUUAGGGAAGCUCUGAAAUGACCAUUUUGACAUGCGUGUGGGAAUUUUCUACACGGAAAUCUGGCUGACCUUUCAUUUAAGCAGAAGAAGAUUCAUAUAUACAUACCAGCACCAUUGGCUAAUGCUCCUCAAGUAGUGGCCUGUGGACAUGACAGCUAGUACAAUGCUGCAUUGGAUGUACUUUGACAUCAAUGCAUGUAAGAUUUUUUUAAGUUGAUAAAGGAAUGAUGACUAGCUGGGAAUUCAUUAUUAGAGAGUAAAUGAAUUUGUUUAGAUUAAGAAAUAAUUAGUGAAGAUUAGACAAUGGCAGGGAUGUAGUUUCGCAUAAACACGUACAGAUAUA
Molecule: messenger RNA, 2894 nt
Organism: Prunus avium (sweet cherry)
Lineage: Eukaryota; Viridiplantae; Streptophyta; Magnoliopsida; Rosales; Rosaceae
Gene: MEF8S
Product: Pentatricopeptide repeat (PPR) superfamily protein
Biological process (GO): RNA modification
Molecular function (GO): zinc ion binding; protein binding; RNA binding
Source: RefSeq, a predicted model, not a curated record